CCCACGCUCUCACCUCACGCAUCCUUCCAGCCCCCCCCCUCCCUGCCGUUGACCCCCUCGCUUCCUGCCGUCGCCUCGGGUGCUCCCCCAAGCAGAGCGGAGAUUACAGAGCGGUCGGGAUGCCCCAACUCUCCGGGGCCGGCGGCGGGGGGGACCCGGAACUCUGCGCCACGGACGAGAUGAUCCCCUUCAAGGACGAGGGCGACCCCCAGAAGGAGAAGAUCUUCGCCGAGAUCAGUCACCCCGAAGAGGAAGGCGACUUAGCCGAUAUCAAGUCCUCCUUGGUUAAUGAGUCCGAAAUCAUCCCGGCCAGCAACGGACACGAGGUGGCCAGACAAGCACAAACCUCGCAGGAAUCCUACCAUGACAAGGCCAGAGAACACCCGGAUGAUGGAAAGCAUCCAGACGGAGGCCUCUACAACAAGGGACCCUCCUACUCGAGUUAUUCCGGGUACAUAAUGAUGCCAAAUAUGAAUAAUGACCCAUACAUGUCCAAUGGAUCUCUCUCUCCACCCAUUCCGAGAACAUCGAAUAAAGUGCCCGUGGUGCAGCCAUCCCAUGCGGUUCAUCCUCUCACCCCCCUCAUCACUUACAGCGACGAGCACUUUUCUCCAGGAUCACACCCGUCACACAUCCCAUCAGAUGUCAACUCCAAACAAGGCAUGUCCAGACACCCUCCUGCUCCUGAGAUCCCUACCUUUUACCCGCUGUCUCCGGGUGGAGUUGGACAGAUUACCCCACCGCUCGGCUGGCAAGGUCAGCCUGUAUAUCCCAUCACGGGAGGAUUCAGGCAACCCUACCCAUCCUCACUGUCAGUCGACACUUCCAUGUCCAGGUUUUCCCAUCACAUGAUUCCUGGUCCUCCGGGUCCCCACACAACUGGCAUCCCUCAUCCAGCUAUUGUAACGCCUCAGGUCAAGCAGGAGCACCCCCACACUGACGGGGACCUGAUGCACGUGAAGCCUCAGCACGAACAGAGAAAGGAGCAGGAGCCCAAGAGACCUCACAUUAAGAAGCCUCUGAACGCUUUUAUGUUAUACAUGAAAGAAAUGAGAGCAAAUGUGGUGGCCGAGUGUACUCUGAAAGAAAGUGCGGCUAUCAACCAGAUUCUAGGCAGAAGGUGGCACGCCCUCUCCCGCGAAGAGCAGGCUAAGUAUUAUGAACUAGCGCGGAAGGAAAGGCAGCUUCAUAUGCAACUCUAUCCAGGCUGGUCCGCGAGAGACAAUUAUGGUAAGAAAAAGAAGAGGAAGAGAGAGAAACUACAGGAAUCCACAUCAGGUACAGGUCCAAGAAUGACAGCUGCCUACAUCUGAAACAUGGUGGCAAACGAAGCUCAUUCCCAACGUGCAAAGCCAAGGCGGCGGCCCCGGGACCCCUCCUGGAGAUGGAAGCUUGUUGAAACCCAGACUGUCUCCACGGCCUGCCCAGUCGACCCCAGAGGAGACCUGGCACCACCUUCACCCUGAGGUCACUGCUAGAGACACUGAUCCACAAAGACAAUCACUGCCGAGCCCCCUUUCAUCUACUGCAAGAGCCAAGGUCCACAAUAAAGCGUAAAAGGUUUUUUUAAAGAAAAUUCAGCAGCACGUGAGAAUGCCAGCAGGCCCUGGGUCAGCUGAGCCACUUUCCUCCCUGCGUGUCCGCCGUGCACUUCCCAGAGCAUCUUGCAUCCAUACCUGUAACCUCUUGGCAAGGACGGUGACUUGGCUGCCCCCGCGGGCCUCGAGCACCUGGAGCCAGCAGCCAGCGCGUCUGUCCGUCCGUCGGCGUCCCCGCGGGAACGUGUGGCCGAGUUCCCUCUCCGUCUCCGUCUGCGCUUUUCUUUCUCUGCCUUUCCCCCAAAGCUUUUAUUUAACAGUGCAAAAGGAUCAAGUUUGCUUCCUUUUUUUUUAAACUUGAAUAUUUUUUUAAUUUACACUUUUUAGUUUUAAUUUUCUUGUAUAUUUUGCUAGCUAUGAGCUUUUAAGUAAAAUUCAAAGAUCUGGAAAAGUUUGAAAUAAAAAGGAACUGAAAAGAAGCCACUGUUUUUUGAGCAACAUCUUGUCCAGUUAGUGGCCAUGUCCACUCUGCUGGUCGCAGUCGGCAGUGCUAUUCCAUUUUGUUUUUCUUCGGAUCUCCUUUUUGUUUUUUGUUU
This is a messenger RNA of Eptesicus fuscus (big brown bat), 2134 nucleotides long. It is a transcript of the gene LEF1, whose product is annotated as lymphoid enhancer binding factor 1. Gene Ontology annotation, molecular function: DNA-binding transcription factor activity, RNA polymerase II-specific; RNA polymerase II cis-regulatory region sequence-specific DNA binding. Gene Ontology annotation, cellular component: beta-catenin-TCF complex. Gene Ontology annotation, biological process: regulation of transcription by RNA polymerase II; canonical Wnt signaling pathway. Lineage: Eukaryota; Metazoa; Chordata; Mammalia; Chiroptera; Vespertilionidae. The transcript has 12 exons. The record is from RefSeq and is a predicted model, not a curated record. The coding region runs from base 120 to 1313 and encodes 397 amino acids.